AUGACGCCACAAGAGCCAGCUCAGCAGCAGCAGCAGGGAGGAAGGGUCCAGGAAGAUGCGGCAGGCUGGGAGAAGGAGGAAGAAGCAGAGGGGGAAAAGAGCAGAGGUCAGAGAGAAGGAGAGGUGGAGAGGGCAGUCGAGGACGGCCUUGUAUCGGGGGCGCUAUUAGAGAGGAUGACGGGAGGUCAGCAAAGACAAGAUUUGCCGCCUAUUGGCACAGUACCAGCUGCAACGCCUCCUAGCACGGUGGCAGCAGCUGCCACUGCCACUGCCACUCCCUCGGCGGCUCCCUCAACUGCUGCUCCCUCGGUUGCUGGAGGAACGGCAAAUGGCUCUAUCGCUCCCCUCCUGCCAUCCCCAAGUGCUGUCCCCGCCUAUCUGCCGGUCCCCGGCAUGUUGCCCCCUCUACCGGGUGUACCGUCCUCCUUACGAGACACGUCUAUGAGCGCGGUGAAUGCAGCGGCUAAUGAUGCCCUUAUUGGUGCUCUGCGGGCCGCUGUCACCCAACUGCAGCGAGCGCAAAAGGCCCUGGAGUGCACAUCCGACUUGCAGCAAACGCAACAGGUGGGUGCGCCUGCUGAGUCACCUGGUGGGUGUUCUCGCUGA
Molecule: messenger RNA, 606 nt
Organism: Closterium sp. Naga37s-1
Lineage: Eukaryota; Viridiplantae; Streptophyta; Zygnematophyceae; Desmidiales; Closteriaceae
Source: the annotation of a GenBank genome assembly